Messenger RNA from Aspergillus caelatus, 1079 nucleotides. Its product is annotated as kinase-like domain-containing protein. The transcript has 6 exons. Lineage: Eukaryota; Fungi; Ascomycota; Eurotiomycetes; Eurotiales; Aspergillaceae. Gene Ontology annotation, molecular function: protein kinase activity; ATP binding. The record is from RefSeq and is a predicted model, not a curated record. The coding region runs from base 1 to 900 and encodes 299 amino acids. Gene Ontology annotation, biological process: spliceosomal complex assembly; regulation of mRNA processing; protein phosphorylation.
AUGGAUCCACUGGAAGAGUCUUCCGCACGCGCCGGUUUUCACCCGGUAUAUAUCGGCGAUGUGUUCAAAGACCGGUAUAAAGUACCCAGCAAGAUCGGAUACGGUGUCUAUUCAACAGUCUGGCUGGUUAGAGACCUAAAGCCGGUACAGUCUGGCCUUGAAGAUCAGUUCCGAGCUCUCAAAGUGCUCAGUGCCGAAUGCUAUGAGGGCACAGACUCCCCUAUCUUUGAGCGGGAGAUCUUGGCCCAUCUUCGAGACGGAGAUCAAGACCAGAUAGGCUUCGGCGCCUGGUUUGCUGAAAGCAGGCUUCCGAAUUCAGUGAUGCCGAGGUUCACCAUUCAACUGUUGCUGGUUCUCGAUUUUGCUUACGAACAUAAUGUCAUUCAUGCUGAUAACAUCUUCGUCAAGUUCAGGGACUAUUCCUUGAUAGAAUCCGGUUAUCUGGCCGAUGUUGCUAUUCCUCAACAGGAUCGGUCCGAGGGACAAUACUCCGUCGUGCCCUCGACACACUUACGCCGCUACUACUUCAAUGAAGCUGACAACUGGGGCGUCUCCAGCUGGGCGGACCGACAUCUAAGCGAAACAAUCCAGCCUGUUACCCUCCGAUCACCAGAAGUCCUGUUCCAGGCGCAGUGGGACGCGAGCACCGACUUCUGGAACCUGGGGGCCGUCGUGCUCGAAGUAUUUCAGGCGGUUCCCAUGUUUAGCGGAUUAGUCCCGCCGGACGGUCAUUAUGAGCUCAAGGAGCACCUGGCGGAGAUUGUGGACUUGUUUGGGCCAUUUCCUAAUGGGCUUUUGGCGAGAGGGAAUCAGAACCCGGUCCAAAACCUCUUUGGUGGCGAUGGCCGGAUCAAGGACGCACCGCCAAUGAAUCGGCCGGGACUGGCGUCAGAAGCCUAAGAAGUCAGGGAUAUGUUUGCCUCCUUUCUGCGCGCGAUGAUGAAGAUAAAUCCCGCCGAUCGGGUUUCGGCAGGAGACCUCUUACGACACCCCUGGUUAGAUGCACUUUAGAGAAGUUUCGUUGGAUAGGUUGGCUAGGGAGGAUGAAGAGAACAUUGAACUCCAAUAUUAGUACCACG